AUGCUGACCCGCCUGUUCAGCGAGCCCGGUCUCCUCUCGGACGUGCCCAAGUUCGCCAGCUGGGGCGACGGAGACGAGGACGAGCCGAGGAGCGACAAGGGCGACGCGCCGCCGCCGCCGCCGCCGCCUCCGGGGCCCGGGGCUCCGGGGCCCGCCCGGGCUGCCAAGCCAGUCCCUCUCCGUGCAGACGAGGUGCCGGAGGCCGCCCUGGCCGAGGUCAAGGAGGAAGGCGAGCUGGGGGGCGAGGAGGAGGAGGAAGAGGAGGAGGAGGAAGGGCUGGACGAGGCAGAGGGCGAGCGGCCCAAGAAGCGCGGGCCCAAGAAGCGCAAGAUGACCAAGGCGCGCCUGGAGCGCUCCAAGCUGCGGCGGCAGAAGGCGAACGCGCGGGAGCGCAACCGCAUGCACGACCUGAACGCGGCGCUGGACAACCUGCGGAAGGUGGUGCCCUGCUACUCCAAGACACAGAAGCUGUCCAAGAUCGAGACGCUGCGCCUAGCCAAGAACUACAUCUGGGCGCUCUCGGAGAUCCUGCGCUCCGGCAAGCGGCCCGACCUGGUGUCCUACGUGCAGACGCUGUGCAAGGGUCUGUCGCAGCCCACCACCAACCUGGUGGCCGGCUGCCUGCAGCUCAACUCGCGCAACUUCCUCACGGAGCAGGGCGCCGACGGCACGGGCCGCUUCCACGGCUCGGGUGGCCCGUUCGCCAUGCACCCCUACCCGUACCCGUGCUCGCGCCUGGCGGGCGCACAGUGCCAGGCGGCGGGCGGCCUGGGGGGCGGUGCGGCGCACGCCCUGCGGACCCACGGCUACUGCGCCGCCUAUGAGACACUGUAUGCGGCGGCGGGCGGCGGCGGCGCGAGCCCGGACUAUAACAGCUCCGAGUACGAGGGCCCGCUCAGCCCCCCGCUCUGUCUCAAUGGCAACUUCUCGCUCAAGCAGGACUCGUCGCCCGACCACGAGAAGAGCUACCACUAUUCUAUGCACUACUCGGCGCUGCCCGGCUCGCGGCCCACCGGCCACGGGCUGGUCUUCGGCUCGUCGGCUGUGCGCGGGGGCGUCCACUCGGAGAAUCUCUUGUCUUACGAUAUGCACCUUCACCACGACCGGGGCCCCAUGUACGAGGAGCUCAAUGCGUUUUUCCAUAACUGA
Messenger RNA from Neomonachus schauinslandi (Hawaiian monk seal), 1149 nucleotides. It is a transcript of the gene NEUROD2, whose product is annotated as neuronal differentiation 2. NCBI's taxonomy places the organism in Eukaryota, Metazoa, Chordata, Mammalia, Carnivora, Phocidae. The transcript has a single exon. The record is from RefSeq and is a predicted model, not a curated record. Gene Ontology annotation, biological process: nervous system development; regulation of DNA-templated transcription. Gene Ontology annotation, molecular function: protein dimerization activity. The coding region runs from base 1 to 1149 and encodes 382 amino acids.